Linnemannia hyalina is the source of this 4044-nucleotide messenger RNA. Lineage: Eukaryota; Fungi; Mortierellomycota; Mortierellomycetes; Mortierellales; Mortierellaceae. The record is from the annotation of a GenBank genome assembly.
AUGAACACAACCGCCAACAAAACCACAAGCGACUUCCUCAGGCGGCAAAACGCCCUUCGCAUGCUAGAUACCAUUCUAUCGUCCUCCUCAACCCCGUCCUCUCUACCACAACAACAACAACAACCCUCACAUCCGUCGUCGUCGUCCCGUCGCCAGAAGCAGCCGUCACCACCCAGCAGUCAAGACACCCUGGCAGCAUUUGCCCCUCAUAUGGCCGACAGGGGAUAUCAGCCUGACACGGACGACAUUGGCAGCAACGACGACAACAACAGCGAUAGCCACGACGACCUCUUUUCUGCAAGUGACUUAUCCGCACUCAUGAUCGAGCAGGAUCUUCGGCGACAACACGCUGCCAGGAAACUUCAGUCUCACCAGUUGAAGCAACGACAGCUCCUCAUGGAGCAACAUCAGCGAAUCUUUCAGGAUAACCAGCAAAUGCACUCGAGCUCGACUUCGACCUCAGACAGAACUCUUCAAAGCCCAAUAACCUCCUCACACAUACCCGGCCAAGGCCACAACAACAACCUCGCAGAGGAGGAAGACCAUGAAGAUGACGAUGAGGACGACGACGACGAAGACGAGGAGGAGGAUAGUAGUCAGGUCACACCGCGACACCCUGUCAACACUCCCAAGCGCGAACAGCAGCACCAGUAUGAUAGUAUCCGCCUGGCCAGAUAUCAAGAGUCGGACGAGGACAACAACGCCAAUACUCCAGCUCUUCCCAACAGCGACAAAAAGCCCAAAGCGAGAGGUCGACCCAAAGGAACAACAGUAGACACUACACCGUCUAAAGCAGUCAGUUCUAACAAUCGAAGCCCUGACAAACCAAAGCGACAAUACAAAAAGACGAUCCUUCGUCAGCAAGCUGCCUUGCUUGCUGCUCAAAUCAAAGAUGAGAACGAGGCGCGCGACACAGAGGCCACCCGACGGGUUCUUGCUAAAACUGGUGUCAUCAAGCACCUUCGCACCCUCAAACAUCGCCUCGGAUUAGCCCAGUACAAGAUUGACAAGGGACUUCAGGAGCAGCCUCUACAUAUGGUGGUGGAAUUAUUUGAGGACAGUAUCGAGGAAGAUUAUUACAGCGACGACGAAUGCACCGACAACCAAGCUGGCGACCACCUACCCGGUAACCCCAAUCCCUCAGCGACGCUUCUUUCGACCCCAAAACCUCAGCGCUCUUCCAGACAGAGUCCAACGGUCGGGCGGACGAAAUUAUCGGCCUCACCCGGAUUCGCCCAAAGAGACACUAAGGCAGGCGACAUUGUCAGCAACGCAGGACCCUGGAGCGCUCUCGGCGCCGCCGAUUCGGACGCGACAGACUCGGAAUCAGAAUCAGACCAAGGAUUUCCCGACACGCCUACCAAGCCUCGUGGUAGAUUCGCCAUCCCUCGGUCGUCGACCGAUCUCAGCACGAGAACGCCGCCACCAAGAGUUCGCCAACUGACUGGGAGCGCUGUGCCAAACCAGCGCUUGACUACGGCCGCAACACCAACACCCAUCGCCCAAUCAGUCAUUGCGCCUCAGAGAGAAUUUGGCGCCUCAAGUUCGGACCAGUCAGACUUUGAAGGAACUGACGAAUCGGACUCUGCGUUCGAGCAACCUAUCACAACUCUACCUACCCCGCCCAGUUCUAUGUCCAUCACGCUUGAGACGUUGAAGAGACAGCAAGAACUGCAGAUGGAAGAGUUCCAGAAGCUGCAGCAGAAGCAGCUUCAGGCAUUAAUGGAGGAGCAACAGAAGACACUUUUGCAAGCUCAAAGUCAAUGGCCACUACAACAAAAGACGCCUUCACGCGUCACCGCAUCAUCUCUCAACCCAACAUCUAUGCCAGGACCUAAGGCAACCGUUGCAUCUAAGGACAGGAAAGCAACGACACCAAGGGCCAAGGAGAACCGCAACCCCUUCCAGGAGGCAACAUCUGACCAGGAGCAGCGACCGCGGCAGGCGCAAAUCGCGCCCAUCUCCAAACCAUCAAACGCCAAACCCCCAUUGCCUCUGGGUCUGCAGCAACGCAAGCCUCUCCAGACGUCAACGCGCUCAAUGACGCCAGAUCAUGGUCCGGCAGCUUCGCCACGUCUUACUCCCGCUAUCUCUUCGCGGACUGUUGCGCGGGUGACACAGGAUACUUUCGUAACUCCUCAACGCCGUCCAACCAAGAGCCCAUCACCAGCAUUGCAGCGUCAGAGAACUGUAGACCUCGCGAGCGAUACCGAAUCGUUCCAUCGGGCCAAGUCGGCUUCUCCUUUCACACCAAGACAGCUGGAGGAGCGGGAGCGACAAAAGGAGCGGAUUCGAGAGAACCAGCUGAGAGAACGGGAACUCAUUCGCAAGCAACGCGAACUGGAACACCAACAACGUCAACAGACGCGACGGAAACAACUUCUCCUUCAGCUUCAGUAUCAGCACUUGCAGGAACAGGUUCGCCUUCAGUCUUCAGAGUCUGGGAAUCAAAAGAAUCGACCAGAGCCUUCUAAGCCUGCUGAGCAGCCCAGGACCGCCGAGGGACCAUCACGCCUGCUCUUCCCGCCCGCCGCCAACUCGAUGGUGACGCCCAAGAAGAAGAAGCCAUUGAACCCAGUCCAGAAGGCACCCAGCACAGAGAAUAUUUUGGCUUCGGUUCGUUCUCAGCAGGGAAUCCGAUCGACUAUCAUCGCCGCUUCCUCCGCGUUGACCUCGGCCAAAACUGUUCUUCUGGGCAACAAGCGUGUUUUGUCGACAACUGAGGACAAGGAAAAUUCCGCAUCCUCUCCCUUCUCUCCUGCAGCUCGUGGUCAGUCGAUGGGUGGAAGUCAGGGUCUGGUGGCGAAUCGACAGCUCCAGGAGAAGACCUACAAGCGCCAAAGACCAGCAGCCUCCUCAUCACCAUCCCCCGUUCCACACCCUCGACAUGCGCCUGCAAGUUCAGUCCAAUGGACUAGUUCGCCUCAGCCAAAGGCUACGAUGCCCUUGCAGCCAGUUUCUACCCCUACUCACAAGCCGCUCAAGGAAAGAUCUGUUGAUCCACUGACUCCAGCAACACCGGUCAGACUAUCCCCAAGUUCUUUGCAGACGCCAGUUUCGAUUAGAGCCCCAAGCGGAGCGAUGAACCAGACGAGCAAGGAGUUCUUGAAUUGUUUCGACCAGUGGAUGUCGGAUCUUGGGGGCGAGGAUGUCCAGGGACAGGGGCUGCCGUUGAAUGAUACGCCAGUGACGCUGACGGAUUCCACUUUGGACUCUGUCGUGUCACCCUUUAUCAUGGAUCAGAGUCAACACCAAGGAUCUUUGGGCGACGUGUUUUCGAGUCAAGGAGGGUUCCUUGGACAGGACGAUGGGACCGGAACCGAGCCAGACGAGUCGGAAAUUGAUCAGUUACUGUAUUCGGAUUUCGGCGAUGACUAUGGAGUGUAUGGUGGCAGUGGUGUUGGUGUUGGUGUUGGUGGUGGUGGACAGGGGAAUAUUGGGACGCCAGUUUCCGAGACUGGCCAGGUGGAUCUGACGGCCGAUUUUAUGAAGGCCGACUUUUACGACUGGUUCCCAGAUUCUUUCCGCGAACAGGCUUCGUCGACCGGACCUUUGUGCGCUGCGACUCCUCCUACACCGAGCGAGCAGCGUCUUUCGUUGCUGUCUACGGAUCCGAUUCUGUCGUCCUCGCCGGCGGAGCUCUCUCAGGGCCUUGAACUGGAUCUGGACUUUGAUACGGCAGCGGCUCUUUCCUGGUCGCAACAAUCAUCACGAGCUCUUCAAUCGCCACAACAGAAUUUUUCACAACAGUUGCUGCAGCAGUCGCCACUUCGUGAUCGGUCGACUCUGUCAAGAGCAGGAACACCGCAAUUGGAUUCUUCUGGGUCGCUGUUGUCAUCUGCCUUCACCGAGAUCUUGCCUCCUGUGGUGGACGUAGUGGCGGCGCCGCCAGCAAACCAUUAUGUGCCGAUGGGGCUGGGAGGAGGUCAAGGGAUCAUAGCAACGAGCGCCGCGGAGGACGAAGAGGAUGGUGUCCAUUUGGGUAAAGAGCAUGAUGUCCUUACAGCUCACCAGCCCGUCGACCUUGCUUUCUUUUUGCAGUAA